Molecule: messenger RNA, 270 nt
Organism: Symbiodinium sp. CCMP2592
Lineage: Eukaryota; Dinophyceae; Suessiales; Symbiodiniaceae
Source: the annotation of a GenBank genome assembly
AUGACCGCGGCGGCCGACUGCGUGCCUCCCGUGGCCCUGGCCAGCGACCGGGCCAAGCGGCCGGACGAGCCCACGCUUUUCGAGCUCGCGCAGCGGGGAGGAGGCUCUUUGGAGCCUGGCCGGCUCUCCUUCCAGUGGGAUCUGCUGAAGGUCCUAGAAGAGUUCGGCCACCUCACCCCUUCGCAAGUCCAGCUCAAAGGUGACUCCCCGCUGCGGCGCUCGGCGCUGCGCUUCGCGCAACGUGCCUCCGAGGUGCAACCUUCGGCAUAG